AUGGCCUCCGAGAAGAGGGACUCAAUGACUAUUAGUCAGAGCCAUGAUUCACCAAGCGAAAUUGCUCCAAAAGCUCUGUCUAAUGAUGAAUAUCAACUGGCACAGCUGGGGUACAAACAAGAAUUCUUCCGCACCCUGGGGCUGUUUGAGAACUGGGCAGCGACAUUCACCACUAUGAACUUUAUCUCUGGCAUUCCAAUGAUGUUUGCCUUUGUGAUGUCCACUGGUGGUCCUGAAGCGGCGUUUGCAAACUGGACAAUGGUUGGGGGCUUCUCAUUCAUUGUGUCACUAGCUAUGGCUGAGAUUGCCUCCGCCCUUCCUGUCGCUGGUGGUAUCUACUACUGGAGUUUUUAUCUCGGUGGCAAGAAAUGGGGGCCGCUUUUGAGUUGGAUGACUGCUUGGUGGAAUUGGGCAGGCUGGAUAACUGUUCCUUGCGGUGUUCAACAAGGCGCAACAAACUUUCUCAUAUCUGCUCUCGAAAUACAAUAUCCCAACGCAGAAGUUUUGACGAAAGGAUGGUUUUCUUGGAUACUAACUUCGGUGGGCAUUCUGAUCGCUAUGCUUCCAAAUAUCAUUAGCCCACGAGUCUUGCCAGCGGAAAUUUCCAACCAUCGUCCGGGGUGUUUCAACAUUUUUUUAACAACAUCAAUGAGGGUGACAAAAAGCAAGCUUCGGAUGGAUACUGCUGGGUUAUCUCGACACUUUUCUUAUGAUGCGUCUGCACAUUUAGCGGAGGAGACAAAAGAGGCUUCGGCAGUCGUGGCAAAGGGAAUGUGGAUGGCAACACUAUCUGGUUGGCUUCUCUCUAUCCCAACCUUGAUCCUUAUUCUCUUCUGCAUCCAAGACUUUGAUGGCAUCAUUGCCGCAACGUACGCGAACAACUGGGCUGAAUAUCUUAUGCAGCUCAUCGGCCCUGCAGGUUCCACGGCUAUCCUUGUGCUAUUGUGGAUCGACAGCACCUGCGCAACGGCAUCGGCCUUUAUGUCUGCACAGCGCGUAACAUAUGCCAUAUCUCGUGACAAUGUCUUACCUUUCUCACGAUACUUUCGGAAACUAACCUCUACCCACCGAAUGCCCCUCCAUGCUGCCUUCCUUGUCGCCGCCAUCUCUAUUGCCAUCUCUACCGCUGUCAUUGGUUCGUCUGUUGCAUUCUCUGCUAUUACGGCUAUGUCGACUAUUGCCACCAACGUCAGCUACCUCUUCCCUAUCAUAGCCCGCCAAACCGUUGGAGCUGCGGUUUUUGUACCGGCCAAAUGGAAUUUGGGCCGGGCUAGCGCAGUUAUUGCUACAAUCUCCAGUGUUUGGAUUUGCUAUCUCUUUGUUGUUCUAUUGUUGCCGCAGGUGUAUCCUGUUACUGGAACGACAUUGAACUAUGCACCGGUUAUGAUUGGAGCUAUCACUUUAAUUUCCUUGGUGGGCUGGAUAUUCCCAUUCGGACUUGGUGGGAAAUAUUGGUUCAAAGGCCCACAGACGACCAUCACGGAUGUAGAUGUGCUGGAGGCCACGAUACCAGAAAUGAGCUAA
Molecule: messenger RNA, 1524 nt
Organism: Trichoderma harzianum CBS 226.95
Lineage: Eukaryota; Fungi; Ascomycota; Sordariomycetes; Hypocreales; Hypocreaceae
Exons: 9
Coding region: 1-1524 (507 amino acids)
Biological process (GO): amino acid transport; transmembrane transport
Cellular component (GO): membrane
Molecular function (GO): transmembrane transporter activity
Source: RefSeq, a predicted model, not a curated record